Messenger RNA from Chironomus riparius, 1810 nucleotides. Lineage: Eukaryota; Metazoa; Arthropoda; Insecta; Diptera; Chironomidae. The record is from the annotation of a GenBank genome assembly.
UUUCGAUUGAAGUUUCUCAACUGAUCAGUUGCUGACGUUUCCAUUAAUUUCUUUAGUUCUCAGAUUACAGAACAAUUCUAUUCUAGAUUUUUUCAAGUCAAAAUGUCUGAAGCAAACGGAACAGCAAACUUGUGUCCAUACAAGAUUCUCAAAGAUUUACCGAAAGUUCUCCCACCUGACUUUGUUUUGCCAAAUCUCCCAUCAAAAUGCACAUGGACAAAUGACAAAAGUAAACAAACGGAAUCGCCUCAUGAAAAGAGACCGAUUAAGGAACGUCCAAAGGUGAUGAAUAAUAUUCUUGAAGCUAUUGGAAUGACUCCACUUGUCAAACUUAAUCAUAUUCCUCAAUCGUUGGGUGUGAAAUGUCAAAUGUAUGCAAAAUGUGAAUUUUUAAAUCCUGGUGGAUCGGUGAAAGAUCGUAUUGGUUAUCGAAUGGUUUUGGAUGCUGAAUCUAAAGGAAUUCUUAAACCAGGUUCAACAAUCAUUGAGCCUACUUCUGGAAAUACUGGCGUUGGAUUAGCAAUGGCCUGUGCUGUUCGUGGCUAUCGUUGCAUUAUUGUCAUGCCAGAAAAGAUGUCUGAUGAAAAGGUCAACACAUUGAGAGGUCUUGGAGCUGAAAUUAUUAGAACUCCAACUGAAGCUUCAUAUGAUCAACCUGAUUCAUUGAUUGCUGUAGCUCAACGUCUUCAAAGAGAAAUUCCAAACUCAUGGAUCCCAGAUCAGUAUAGAAAUUGUGGCAAUCCACUUGCUCAUUACGAUGGAACUGGUGCUGAAAUUUUAUAUCAACUUGAUGGAAAAGUAGAUAUGGUUGUAUGUGGUGCUGGUACUGGAGGAACUAUUGCUGGAAUUGGACGUAAGAUUAAGGAUGAAUGUCCAACAUGCCUUGUUGUAGGUGUAGACCCAGAAGGUUCCAUCCUUGCUCAGCCAGAACAGUUGAACAAAACAGAUGUUUCAAUGUAUGAAGUCGAAGGCAUUGGAUAUGACUUCAUUCCGACAGUUUUGGAUCGUUCUGUUGUUGACAAAUGGAUGAAGAGUAACGACAGAAUAUCACUUCCAAUGGCAAGAAGACUUAUUGCUGAAGAAGGAUUUUUAUGCGGAGGUUCAAGUGGAUCUGCAAUGGCAUGUGCAAUUGAAGCAGCGAAAGAGUUGAGAGAAGACCAAACCUGUGUUGUUAUUUUACCAGAUAACAUCCGUAAUUAUAUGACCAAGUUUGUUGUUGAUAAUUGGAUGGAAGCUAGAGAUUUAAGAGAAUCAGUUAAUACUGAGGAGCAUUCAUGGUGGAAUAACAGCGUCGCAAAUUUGCAAUUGAGACCACCAUUAACAGUCACUGAAAGUGUGACAUGCCAAGAAGUUAUCGACAUUAUGCAUAAUGAAGAUAUUGAUCAGAUUCCAGUCAUCGAUAGCAAUGGAAGUGCAAAAGGAAUGGCUACAAUUAAUCACCUCGUAAAUCGCAUGCUUAACUUCGGUUUAAAAGCAACUGACACUAUCGAUAAAGCAGUUUUCAAGAAAUUCACUAAAGUUACAUUGGAUACAACAAUUGGUCGUUUGUCAAGGAUUUUAGAAAAGGAUCCAUAUGUCUUGGUUAUCCAAAAGCAGAAAGAAUAUGCAAACAGUGAACUUAUUACUAAAGAAAUUAUCAUUGGAAUCAUAACUCAACGUGAUUUGUUAAACUAUGUCAUGAAAUUCCAAAAGUAAAUUAAGUGCCACGAAACGGUUAAUAUUCGGUGCCAAUCAACAAAUUUUUUGAAUAUUAUUGACUUUUUAAUUUUUUUAACUUUUCAGCAUCAAUAAAGCUUUAUUUGCAAAAUUC